GCCGCCACCCUCGGGUCUCUUCCGCGGGGCGGCGAGGGCGCGGAGAUGGGUGCUGCGGCGGCGGAAGCGGACUGCACUCUCUUCGUGGGCAACCUUGAGACCAAAGUGACAGAGGAACUCCUUUUCGAGCUUUUCCUCCAGGCUGGACCAGUAACAAAAGUAAAAAUCCCUAAAGAUAAGGAUGGUAAACCAAAGCAAUUUGCAUUUGUCAACUUCAAACACGAAAUAUCUGUUCCUUAUGCCAUGAAUCUGCUUAACGGGAUCAAGCUUUUUGGAAGGCCAAUCAAAAUUCAGUUUAGAUCAGGAAGUAGCCAUGCUUCCCAGGAUGUCUGUGUGUCACAUUCCCAGCAUCAUGCUGGGAAUUCCAGCCCAACUUCUGCUUCUCCCAGCAGCAGAUAUGAAAGGCCUAUGGAUAACGUGGCUCUGUCAGUGCAGACAAUUCAGCGGUCUUUCUCUUCUCCAGAGAAUUUUCAGAGACAAGCAAUGAUGAACAGUGCUUUCAGGCACGUAUCAUAUAGCGGGAAGUUUGGUUCUACACAGCUGGAUCAGUCAGGAUUCUCCCCUGCAGCUCAGUCACCCAGUUCAUCUUUUAACCAGUCUCCAAGCUCCCAGUGGCGCCAAGAUGCAUCAUCGUCACAACGCAAAGCCCGACAGAAUUCUCAUCCCUAUGUAGUGGACAGGCAGUAUAGCUGGGAACAGUGUUACAGUGAUCAUGCCUCCGACCGGUACCGAGGCAGCCGGGAAGACUUCUUUUAUGAAGACCGAAACCACGAUACCUGGAGCCAUGCCUACGACAGCAGGAGAGAAAACGGUGGUAGAGAUGGGAAGUGGCGCUCCUCUCGACACUAACGAGUCUCGCAAGGAAAGAGCAUUGUCUUCCCUUUCAUUAGGGUCAUUUUAGGCUCUAAUAUGCUAUUGUGCUCUGGAAAAGUUUAUUUGAAAAACUGUACAGAGCUACUUUACAAACUGCAACAUCUCCUUUAAGGGAAUAAAAAUCUUCACCACCAAUUUCAUGCCGAAA
Molecule: messenger RNA, 1021 nt
Organism: Echinops telfairi (small Madagascar hedgehog)
Lineage: Eukaryota; Metazoa; Chordata; Mammalia; Afrosoricida; Tenrecidae
Gene: RBM7
Product: RNA binding motif protein 7
Exons: 5
Coding region: 46-849 (267 amino acids)
Biological process (GO): regulation of alternative mRNA splicing, via spliceosome
Cellular component (GO): nucleus
Molecular function (GO): single-stranded RNA binding
Source: RefSeq, a predicted model, not a curated record